Molecule: messenger RNA, 2567 nt
Organism: Chenopodium quinoa (quinoa)
Lineage: Eukaryota; Viridiplantae; Streptophyta; Magnoliopsida; Caryophyllales; Amaranthaceae
Product: E3 ubiquitin-protein ligase RBBP6
Exons: 3
Coding region: 295-2163 (622 amino acids)
Source: RefSeq, a predicted model, not a curated record
AAAAAUAAUUAACAAAACUUGAUGGCUAUUUAGAAUUUAGAUCAUGGAUUAACCAACAGCCAAGCCAAACUCGAUGCUCUCAUUCUCCCCUACUUUGAUUCCAACUUCUCAACUACAAUUUUCCCCUAAAUUUUUCCUGAUUUUGCAAAUCAAUUUUAUCAAUCUUCGCCUCUAAAUCUAACCUACUUAAUUGUAAUUUCUAUAUUCUAACCCUAAUUUAUUGCUGUUUUUUAUGCUUGUUUAUUUGUGUUUAUUUUUUCUUCUAAUUUGUUUGUUUCUCUGAAUUUUUUCGCCAUGAAAAGUAGUUCGCGUUCAUCCAAACGCAAGACGAAACGAUCUCAGAAACAUAGCAAGAAGAGAACUAAGAGCAGUAGGGAGAAACCCAAGAAAUUAAAACAACGGGAUGAUUCGGUUUUGUUUUCUGAUGAGGAUUCGAUCACUUCUAAGUCGGUAUCGUGUUCGAGUCCAGGGAAUGAUUCUAGGAGUAAGAAGAGAGGUAGGUCUAGGGACAAAAGGCGUAGGAAAGAUAAGAAGAGGAGUAAGAAAAGCACUUUGUUGAGUGAGAGCAGUGGAGAUGACUCUCCUUGUGCUAAGAAAUUGAAGAAGUCGAAGAGGAAGCGAGGUUCUGACUCUAGGAAGAAGCGGCAUGUGAAGAGGCGAAAGAGGGAUCGUAGCGUUAGUUCUUCAAGUAGCCGGUCUAGGAGUUGCUCUGUGGGUGAACCAAGUGGUGAUAGUGAGAGAGAAUUUGGGAAGAAAGAAGAGAAGGUAGAAUCAAAGGAACGAAAGGGGAGAGAAAAGGAUAGGAAAAAGAGUGGGAGUAAGAGGAGUAGGCAUAGGUCAAGAAGCUGCUCUCCAUGUAGCGUGCAUAGUGAGAGUAGUAGUCAUUAUAACGAGGAGAGGGUGUUCGAGAAGAGUAAUCCUAAGAGACUGAAAUCUGUUAUAGUUGUUAUGAAGGAUAGAGAGGUCCCUGAAGAACAAGAGUUGAAUAAGGAUGAUAGGCAUGAAGAUGAAAUUGUGUUUGAGUAUGAUGACUAUCCUAGCAAGAGCAAUGAUAGUAUUGAUGGUGUUAGUGGAAGAGAAGCUGUUUCAUGUAUGCAUGAUGUUAGUUCUAAGAAAAGGUCCUUGGAUGAGCCAAGUAAGGAUUCUGUUGCUUCUGCUGUCAGGACUUCAGAUAUCCCGGGAAUCCAAAGACGGGUUGUUGAGGGAAGUGCUGGAUUAAGUCCAAGUUAUGUCAAGUCCGGGGACAAUGUUCCCUCGAUGGAAAAUAGGAGUGCGGAUUUAACUUCGAAUGCAGGUUCAAAUCAUGUGGAUCUUGAAGCAAUUUUAAGACAGAAGGCCUUGGAGAAUCUACUCAAGCGCCAAGGAAAAUUAUCAACCAAAACUACUUUUGAUAAGAAAGAUGACCAUGAUGUUGAAGUGAAAAGGUCUUCAAUUGUGAAGGCACAACCUAUUGAUCAACCUACACCUCGUGAUGAGGGAAAUAUUAAACUUGUGCCAAACGUAGGGAAGAAUGUUAAUGAUGUUAGAUAUUUUAGUAAUACUACUAAUUUACCUGGUCCAUUGGAAGAUACUGGUCUGUCUAAAGAUAAUAAUGCUGAUCUAUUGAGGGCAAAUGUUGGAACUGCCCAUACAGAAGAAAAGAGUAAGGCCUCCGGUGAUUUUGUUAAUAGCAGACCUAAUGUUGGCUUAUCCAUGUCUAGGAAAGAUUUUCUUGGAGCAAAGAAUACCUGGAAGCGACAGUUGAUCUCACAAGAAUCUUUACAGAAAAACGUGUCUACCCCUAAAGAAACUAUAGUGAGGAAUACUAAUGAGAGGCUGAUGUCACUAGAUAAUUCUCUGUCUAAACUUUCUGUACCGCAAGAAACUAUUAGUAAGGAUUCUACUAGGGACUCUGCGUCUCAUCAAAUUGAUUCCGAAGAUAGGACUGUAAAAGUUGAUACUUUUGCUCUUUCUGAGGCUUCGGCUUCAGCUUCAGCUUCAGCUUUAGCUUCAGUUUCUGAUGAACAAUGCACAAAUGAUAGUACCAAUAAAGCCGAUGAGGAUGCACAGUUUCAGCAGAAGACAAUGUCUGUGAUGCGGGGUGGUGAAAUGGUGCAGGUAAGAUACAAGGUCUAUAUCCCAAAGAAAGCCCCCGCAUUAGCCAGAAGGCAACUGAAACGUUAAUUCAAAUAUCCAUAGUGCCGCUGGAGUUUGGGUUCUUGCUGAUAUGGAAUUGAGCAGGCAAGUCAUGAACAGAAUCUGAUGAUACUCAGAAACAGGUUAAAUCUUUGAAUGGUCUCUUUAAAUUUUUCGUUUUCUUUCCAUGUUGAAUGAUGAAGGUCAAUUAGCUGUCUUACUAACACUCCCUUCAUUUUGAACUGCUGAUGAUGUUGUUCUCUUGUUGUUUACCUGAUGUUGUAACUUUAACUUUAGUGUCUAGACUAGAAGUUAUGAAAGCUCUCUGAAUUGCAUGGUAGCAAUAUGCCAAUAUGAAUUUGGCAGAAAAAAAUGCUCUACUGGUGCAAUCUUGUAAAACAGAAGUGGAAUUGUGUUUUAAUUCAAUAAUGUUUUGCCCCAUUUCUUUUUAA